AUGGGAAUCGACGCCGGUUUCGAUAUGUAUCCUCGGGAACAUCCCAAGCUUCCCUUCGAGGGCCACAAAUUUCUGCGUUUUAGCUCGAAGGUAUCGGGGUCUACCGCAGCAGACACGAAGGUAGACAGCUAUAUCGACACUGUGACACGUAUUGCACAGACAUGCUUCGGCUCUCGUAUCAAGUGCUGGCACGAGGGUGCCGAUCAGAUUGGUGCCUACGACUGGGUUGAAGUCCAUGAAUCACUCAUGUCAUAUCAGCAGAUGAACUUGAGACUCCGUCCAGUAUUGCCCAGCUUCUUAGUGGCACCGAUCCUAUCGCAGAGUUGGGCAUUGCGCCUUUCGAGAUCAAGCACAUCCUCGGAAAAGAAGCCGCUUCUCACAGUUGGACCUAUGCCUCCUGAUGAGUUAGAGCGGUUUCUCGCGACAAAGUUGAAAGCCAUGUCCAGAGAGUCACAGCGGCAGUUCCUGUCUCUUCAUAACAACUUCCAGGCGAAGAACCCAUUCAGCGGCAUUUUCAAGACGAAUGCUCUGCCAUGCGGAUCUGGGUCGCCCGUCGGCAGCGUUUACCCAACAGUGUGCUUAAUCAACCACAGUUGCAUGCCAAAUGCUCACAAUAACUGGAACAGCGCCAAGGAGCACGAAACCAUCCACGCGAUCCGAUCGAUCGAGAGAGGAGCUGAGAUCACAAUCUCGUACGACCAUGGAGGGACGUCAAGCGAACGACAGGCAUUCCUUAAAGAAAGCUUUGGUUUCUCCUGCACUUUCCUCGACCAAGAGUUCGAUGCGUGUGCUGGCGCACUAGUUGCUAGGCUCUACUACGACGCCUUCCAGAUCAGCAUCGCGCAUGGGGAUCAGGCACGCGCGAGUAUAUUUGCAGAUAGAGCUUAUCAAGCUAGGGUGAUCUGUGAAGGUGAGGAUAGCCCCGAGACGCUGAGAGUGAAGUCUCUUGCGUUGAAACCAGCCGUUCAUAGUAGCUUUGAAGCCUAUUCUAGGAAGUGGAAGAGCGCGAGGGACUCGGUACCGAAGGCUCUGGAUACGGUGGACUUUGACAAGUGGUUGUUCAGGCAGGAGAAUUAA
Mollisia scopiformis is the source of this 1077-nucleotide messenger RNA. RefSeq lists its product as uncharacterized. Bases 1 to 1077 code for a protein of 358 amino acids. The record is from RefSeq and is a predicted model, not a curated record. The transcript has 5 exons. Lineage: Eukaryota; Fungi; Ascomycota; Leotiomycetes; Helotiales; Mollisiaceae. Gene Ontology annotation, molecular function: protein binding.